AUGUCGACAACGAUAUACCAGGAGUACCCAGACGCGGACAAAGGAGUUCUCGAGAUAUACAAAAACAUAGAAGGGGUUCAGAAGAAGUUUUUUCCUCAGAAUAUAGAUGAGCUCGUUAGUGCCGUUGUGAAUGAGCUUUCUAGUGAUAAAUUUUAUGAUCUGGACGAAUGUCAAUGGAACGUGGAGGUGGAAAGCGAUGAUGCUGUUGAGAGAGUUGAGUAUGUCAUAGGGAAGAUACUCCAUCUGGUCCAACAGGUUGACCCACCUCCACGAGGCAAGCUACUGUACUGUGGGACAGCAUCGCCAGAGAUUAUGGUGCCUAUCAUCAUCGAAUCGAAGAGCAGCGACGAUUUAAAGGUGUGGAGGAAGCUGUCGCAUAUAGUUCGCUAUGUCAUCAACAGCCAGGACUCCCGACGCUAUGUGCAAGCACUGACUGUGUGUGGUACCAAGGCUCGAUUGUGGAUCUAUGAUCGAUCUGGAGCGUUUUCGUCAAAACCAUUUGACAUCGACAAAGACUGGCUUAGAUUCGUCGAGGUUAUAUUAGGCUAUUACAUGAUGACUGACAGUGAACUCGGUUUUGAUAGUACCAUAUAUUAUGACGAGCAGACCAGGCAGCGCUAUGUUAAACUCCCAGUGAUCAAUUAG
Molecule: messenger RNA, 645 nt
Organism: Sugiyamaella lignohabitans
Lineage: Eukaryota; Fungi; Ascomycota; Dipodascomycetes; Dipodascales; Trichomonascaceae
Exons: 1
Coding region: 1-645 (214 amino acids)
Source: RefSeq, a predicted model, not a curated record